AUGCACACGACCGCGCCACUUGCGCUGCAGGAGCAUCCCAAGGCCGGCCAGAACGAGUUUGACCUCUCAUACUUUGCGUUCCAGCAGCUGGCGCACCUGAUGUACGGCAUCAUGAUGGUGGACUACCGCGCCGUUGACUGCGACACCAAGAAGCCCAUCCGUCUGGAGCCUGGGUACAUAAGCGAUGUCCUGUACUCGGAUAUGCCGGGAGUCGGGUGGGCCUGGUUCCCCACCGGCCAGAUCGGCAACAACUUCCAGGUCGUGGCCAAGGGCAAGGGCCGCGGCGGCAUGACGUGGGCCUGCCGCGGCUGCGGCACCAGCGAGGGCUACCAACCCUUCGCCGGCGUUAAGGCCGUCGAGUUUUGGAUCCGCGACCGCUCGAGCCCUGGCACCGUGCCGAACGUCAAGGUGAUGAUCGGCAACCCAAACCUGAACAAAUGGUGCAACAAUGAGAAAGGGCUGCGCGGGCUGCCGGCGGCCGCGACAGAGGGCGAGUGGCAAAAGUUUGACAUCGCCAUGUCUGCUUUCAACUGCCCAGACCAGGCGGCGGCGAGCCAGAUUGGGUUCCAGCCAAACGAGCAGGUCAACUUCUGCAUCGACGACCUGCAGCUGGUGCGCUGA
Molecule: messenger RNA, 621 nt
Organism: Monoraphidium neglectum
Lineage: Eukaryota; Viridiplantae; Chlorophyta; Chlorophyceae; Sphaeropleales; Selenastraceae
Exons: 5
Coding region: 1-621 (206 amino acids)
Source: RefSeq, a predicted model, not a curated record